Vigna angularis (adzuki bean) is the source of this 1862-nucleotide messenger RNA. Its product is annotated as AT-rich interactive domain-containing protein 3. Gene Ontology annotation, biological process: regulation of transcription by RNA polymerase II. Gene Ontology annotation, molecular function: DNA binding. The transcript has 13 exons. The coding region runs from base 159 to 1742 and encodes 527 amino acids. The record is from RefSeq and is a predicted model, not a curated record. NCBI's taxonomy places the organism in Eukaryota, Viridiplantae, Streptophyta, Magnoliopsida, Fabales, Fabaceae. Gene Ontology annotation, cellular component: nucleus.
GCACCUUAGAAUUUGUCUUCUUUCAUUUUUUAUAGCAGAAUUAGGGUUUAACAAAUUCAACCCUUUUGCAUCUGCCAUAGUGGGUUUCUUCUGCAAUACGAUUGAAUUUCAAUAUAGGUUUUUGCGUGUUCUCGUGUGUGUGUGCUUAAAUUUUGGAGAUGAGUGAUACAAAAGAGAAUGAAGAAGCAGGGCAGAAUGUUCCGUUGGCUGUGGAAGAAGUUUUGGCUGAAGCACAGGUUGAAUCAGAAGUUUUGGCUGCUCCUUUGUCCGUUAGGGAUACUUCAAAUCAUGCUGAAAAUGGGAAGGUAGAGGCAGAGGCACCUCUGGAGGAUAGAAUUGUGAAACCAGAAGCCAAUUCAGAGUGCAUUCCGCAACAAGAUGUCCUAAAUAGUCAAAAUACAAUAGAGUCGAUCCCUGUAAUGGAAAAUGUUCCGGUUUUAAAUAAAACUGAAGGUGAAAAUGCAUUAGAUGUGAAGAGCAAAGUAGAAGAACUUCCUCAGAGUGAUAAGGACGUAGCGAAUGAUUCUAAUGUUUGUCAAAACAAUGCUGAUCCUGCUGAGAUGACUGUGGAGGUGAAGCCCAAAGCUUUCGAAGCGGCUGAAAGUAAAACUUGCAAUAAUGGGGACUCCAACUCCGCACACCCCAUUCAUAACGAACCUAAAACGCCUCAUGUUGUUCAGACCGAUAUAAGAGCUGAAGUUAAGAGUGGAUUAGACGAUGAGAAUAAGUAUAAUGAAAGGCAGGCUGCUGUUGCAAAUGCAGAUAAUGGAAACUUGAUCUCACCGAACUUGUAUUUUCUGGAUCCUGAGUAUUCAUACGAUGGUAAUGAGUCGGGAACAGAAGAUGAGCAGUCAGCUUUUAUGAAGGAGCUUGAAACAUUCUUUAGGGAGAGGAGCAUGGAAUUCAAACCACCCAAGUUUUAUAAAGAGGGGCUUAAUUGCCUUAAGCUAUGGAGAUCUGUUAACAGACUGGGCGGCUAUGAUAAGGUCACCUCAUGUAAAUUGUGGCGGCAAGUGGGAGAGUCUUUCAAACCUCCAAAGACAUGUACCACAGUUUCAUGGACUUUUCGGGUUUUUUAUGAGAAGGCUCUUCUUGACUAUGAAAGGCAUAAAACAAAAGGUGGUGAGCUAAAUGUGCCUAUUACUUCUAAUUCAGAGCCAAUGAAUAUUGAAAAUCAGUGUGUCCAAGGAUUAGCUUCAUCAGGUAGGGCACGUAGAGAUGCUGCGGCUAGGGCUAUGCAGGGUUGGCAUUCACAACGUCUUCUGGGCAAUGGUGAAGUUAGUGAUCCUAUUAUUAAGGACAGGAGCUCUUUGUCUAUGCAAAAGCGUGAAAAGCAGCUUAGAAGCAUCAAUGUACUUAAACGCAAGAAAUCAUCAGACAUGGUGAAUGCAGUCAAAGUUGCUCACAGUAAUAAACCAUCUAAACCACAACUGGACACAUCUGUGGUUGACAUUGGACCUCCUGCUGAUUGGGUAAAAAUCAAUGUGCAAAAAACUAAAGAUUGUUUUGAGGUCUAUGCUUUGGUUCCUGGCCUUCUGCGGGAAGAGGUGCGUGUUCAAUCAGACCCAGCUGGACGCCUGGUCAUAAGCGGUGAGCCUGAACAUUCUGACAAUCCAUGGGGGGUCACACCUUUCAAGAAGGUUGUGAGUUUGCCUUCAAGAAUUGAUACUCAUCAGACUUCUGCUGUGGUUACUUUGCAUGGACAAUUGUUUGUUCGAGUUCCAUUUGAGCAAUCCGAAUAGAGAUGAUUCAUAGAUUCCUAAGGAACCAAGGUUCCAUGAUUUAUAGGAUAGUUUACCUGAAUAUGUAUUCAUGUCAAGUUCUACUAUGAAUUUUGUUUAUAUUUUAUUUAUAUUUUUCCA